AUUAACCAAUUACAGCAUACCCUGGGUAUGAAGGAAGAGCUUCUACAAAUGUGGAAUGACCAGACAACCUAUGAUGAAGAGCUGCCCUCUGAUGAUACCUCAUUUGGCAUUAUGGAUGAACCUCGAAAAUCGCAUCGGAAAAGCGAAGCUUCCACGGAUUCAUUUUUGUGCCCAAAUUGUCACUGCUUGAUUCCAUCACCUGGUGUUUCCUCAAUGUCCCAGUGGGUUCCUUAUUUACUAUCGAUUUUCUUUCUUUGUAGCAAAGGUAGUGUGCGGGCAAGCCAAGACGAUAUAGAGCUAAUUCAUCGGAAACUACAAAAUUUGGAGGAUGAGAACGCCUCUAUCCGGAAUACUCGUCAAGAUGAGCAGCAAUCUGCGGCCAUGAAGGAGUGCUUGCGCAAACUCGGUGAUGCAGUGGUAUACAUGAAGAAUCUCUCGGAAGAGCAGUAUCGGCGUUAUGAUGCUCUGAUUCAACAACAGAAUCAAGUUAAUGCUCUAGCUGCACGCAGUCGGGAGUUGGAGAGUAGUCUCAACCAAGUUGGUUUGACUAAUGAAAUGCUCGCAUCUAAGGUGGAGGAACUAAACGCCGUCAACCAAAACCUUGUUCGGGAACUACGCGAAAUGAAGGACAAGUAUGAUGAGAGUCUAACUCUCUACUCUCAAACACAAGCCACCAUUCGUAAACUUCGUGAACGAUCUCGAAGGGCUAGUUUUCGACCCGCAAUCCUUUAUAGUCCCAUCUCUUCAAAAUCUCAGUCCCAUUUGUUCUCUCCUUUGGCUGAAAAGCCCCUUUCGAAUCUUGCCGAUGAGCUUGCCCAUUCCUCUUCCAAUGAAGAACCUAUUCAAUCUACCUCGCAUAGUCAGGAAAAGCCAUUGAAACCGUCUAGAACAGACAAUGAAUCGGGAGAAUGGGAUGACCCCACUCUGGAUAGUAGUGGAUUUGUCAGUUCUUCAGAACCCUUUGACCAAAGCCAUCACGCACCUCAACCUUCGACUACUUCUGCAGUAAUGUUUGACAGCCGACGUAUAGCUCUCCAACACGGAAUUAAUAUUGAUCUCGACGACCCCGAUAUAGAUGAUGUCAUGGAAAUAGACGAAGAGUUGGGCUAUGUCGAUGAAUACCCGGAAUUGAUUCAAGCCUUUGAUAAUCAACACAUAUCUAUUCAGCAGCCCACAUUAACUAAUCGAGUUCUCGGACGACCCAAGCUGCCUGAAACCGAAUUACAAUUGGGAAGGCCGGAGAAGCGUCAGCCCAAGCCUCUUGCCACGUCUUCAUUCUCUCGAGAUUCCUCUGCAAAUCGCAGAAGUUGGGUAGUUAAUGAAAACUCCGCUUUUGAGUAUCCUGCCCCGCACAGUUUUGAUGAUACCGCGUGUACCCCCAUGGCGUCUGUUCCUCUUUUUCCACCUCCUAGCAUUCGUCCCCAACGACUUCAGCUGGUGAAACAGCUGCAGGGUUCUGGUGUGCUUCAAAGGUGGCAACGUCUUGCGACACCAAGUUUUACUGCAGCACUCUACGAGAGGCCUCUUAGUGGAGUGGCCAGUAGAGCUGUUGUUCUUCCCUCUGAUGUAGUGGACUCUGACUCCGGUAUACCCACCCUCUCCUCAACUUCUCAACGGUGGUCCUCUGGCUUCGAUCUCAGUAAAGUACCGCAGUCAGGUGAAGACAACAAGUUUGUCCCAAUUUCUUCCCACUCACUAGUUAAGAACACCACGAACAAAAUGUUGAAUGAAUUCUUGUCUCAGCGAUCAUCUCUAGUAAUGCCAGCAAUAAUUCGUCCACAACCUAGAUCUGAACGCGAAAGACAAACGUAUUCGCCGACGAGCUUUCGGGCUAUGUCACCGAGUUGUCGAGGUCUGCUAGAUGCGUCUGAGUUGGCUUCAGAACCGGCUAUCCCUUUUGGAUCCGUGGUAAUGAAAGUACCACCGCCCUCUCAACGACCUAUUUCACCGCAAGGAAGUGAUCGGUCGUCAUCACAACACGUCAGCUCGGUUUUUCGUCGACAGAAUGUUUCAAGAGCUUCACCGACUCUUGAAAGCUUGAGAGAGGAGAGCAACACUUCCAGCACGCGACCCAAGUCAACAAUCGUUUGA
This is a messenger RNA of Rodentolepis nana, 2091 nucleotides long. Lineage: Eukaryota; Metazoa; Platyhelminthes; Cestoda; Cyclophyllidea; Hymenolepididae. The record is from the annotation of a GenBank genome assembly.